Molecule: messenger RNA, 3139 nt
Organism: Mercurialis annua (annual mercury)
Lineage: Eukaryota; Viridiplantae; Streptophyta; Magnoliopsida; Malpighiales; Euphorbiaceae
Product: protein NETWORKED 2A
Exons: 2
Coding region: 334-3012 (892 amino acids)
Molecular function (GO): actin binding
Source: RefSeq, a predicted model, not a curated record
ACCACAUCACAAAUUCUAAAAACCAUGCUGUAACAAAAAUCAAUUAAAGAAUUUCACCUUAAAAUCAAACAAAACAGAAGGUACAUUCUACAUUUUAUUCUGGUUUUACCAACCUGGCAAAUCAAGACUCUAAAAUCCCUAUAUUAUGUUGAGGUUGUUACAUGAUCCUAAAUACCCUCCCCUCCAUCAUUUGAGGUAUCUUCACAAAAAAAAACAAAAAAAAACAAAAACAUUUGUGUUUUUUUUUUCUGUGUUCAAUCUUGAAAAUGAAAAAAUUGCUCUUUUCUGUAAUGAAUUGAAUGUAUUACAUUUUUAAGAAAUAGGAACUGAGAAAUGCUGCAAAGAGCAGCUAGCAAUGCAUACUCAUGGUGGUGGGCUAGCCACAUCAGGACAAAGCAAUCUAAAUGGCUUGAAGAUAAUCUACAAGAUAUGGAUGAGAGAGUUGCAAGUAUGCUCAAACUCAUUGAAAAUAAGGGAGAUUCAUUUGCUCAGAGAGUUGAAAUGUACUACAAGAAGAGGCCAGAGCUUAUAGGUCAAGUGGAAGAAGCUUACCGAUCAUAUCGAGCAUUAGCAGAGAGAUAUGAUCAUCUGUCAAAAGAUAUGCAAAGUGCAAACCGCACCAUUGCAGCUGUAUUUCCUGAACAGAUUCAAUACGCAAUUGAUGAUGAUUAUUAUGAAGGACACAAUUCAGCAGCUUCCGCGUCUCCUGAAGAUGCAAACAAGUCAUCUAACGCAAACAUUCCGAAAGUCCCAACUACGCCAAUCAAGGAUUUUCGGAGCCAGUCCAUGUUCUUUUCGAGGAAGGAACAGUCACUAGGUAAAAUUGCUAGCGCUGCUGCUCCUCCAGAUUCAGGCCUUACGCGUGAGGAGGCGACGGAGGAAAUCGAUAAGAUUCAAAAGGAUAUUUUAGCACUACAGACUGAAAGGGAGUUUAUUCAAAGCAUAUAUGAACGUUGUUCUGCAAAAUGUAACGGAAUCGAUAGCCAGAUAACUGAUAUGCAAGCAAGAGUCAACAGUUUAGAAGAUGAGUACGGUAUUGUUAAAGCUUUAGAUGAUAACGAAGCUCGAACUUUGAUGGCCGCCACAGCUCUGAAAUCAUGUAAAGAUACAUUGGUUAAACUGCAAGAGAAACAAGAGCUAUCAGCUGAAGAGGUUAAAAUGGAGAACAGAAGAGUUAAGGAUCUCAUCGACAAGUUCACAAAUAUUCGAAGUGAAUUUCAAUAUGAUCGAACAGGCUUGCGUGUGCCGUAUGAUGAACAAGAGGCAGAAUCGGAAGAUUUGGAUCGGCUAGAUAGAGAAUUGUUGCGGCAGAAGCUGAAGAAAGAGCUUCAAGCAGAGGGUAAUUCAUCAUUUACUGUGAUGCAACUAGCGGAAAAAAUCGAUGAUCUUGUUGAAACAGUUAUUCGGUUGGAAACAGAAGUCUCGUCUCAAAAUGCUCUUGUGACUGUAUUGAGAUCAGAAGCAGAUGGAUUCCAGGAACGCAUUAAAACCCUGGAGACGGAGAAAGAGGUUCUGAUGGAAAAUACGGAGACUAUGAGCAAUAAGAUAAAAGAGUUGGAGGAAGAGCUGCAAAGAGUAAAAAGCCUAAACCAAAGUGUCAAAGAGAAAACCGACAACCUUCAAGUAGAUGUCGCGCAAGCAACUUGUAACAUUGAUCAUUUGUCGGAAAAAUUAAAAAAUGUGAAACCCAGUGAGGACUUUCACGACGUCCAAGAAACUGAAGCUUCUACUGAUGCUGGAACAGACUAUGACAAGAGAGAUGAUGCUUCAGCUGUCAGCAAUUCUUCUGAAGACAAGCGAUCUGAUUCUCAGCUAAGACAAAUGCCUCAAGGGACGAGCACUGUUCUUGACAAUAUGCUAGAUGAAGUGGGAACUGAUGCAGAAGAAGAAGAUCAGCCAAACUGGAGUAAUCUGUUAGCUGGAGGAUUAGUAGACAGAGAAAAACAUCUAGUGCAGGAGUAUAUUUUAGUCCUGCGCAACUAUAAAGAGGUAAAGAAGAGACUGGGUGACGUGGAAAAGAAAAACCGAGAUGGGUUUUUUGAGUUGGCGUUGCAGAUAAGAGAAUUGAAGAAUGCUAUUGCUAUAAGAGACGACGAGAUUCACGUUUUACGGAAAACAAAUUCUAUCAGGAAAAGUGAAGAUGAAAACCGUCCAAGGUCCCCUGAGAGCAUGAUACAAGCACCUAGCAUUCCCGACACAAACCAUUCAACGAUAAGUUCACCUCAGCGAAUGUACGAUUCUGAACACGAACACCAUGUAGAACUAAUGAGCCAAGCAUCAGCGGAAGAAGAUAUAAAGCUAUCAACUCCAAAUGAGAUUAGAAAUGUCAAUUCGCUACAGGUUACCUCAGCUAUGGAAGAAAAACUCCGUUCAGAAAUCGACUCACUGCUAGAAGAAAACCUAGAGUUUUGGUUGAGAUUUAGCAGCUCAUUUCAUCAAAUACAGAAGUAUCAAAACUCAAUCCAGGACUUAAAGGCAGAGUUAUCAAAGCUCGAAGAAAGCAGCAAAGGUCAAUGCAUAAUGUCAGAAGCUCGACCAAUAUACCGACACUUGAAAGAGAUACAAACAGAACUAACAUUAUGGUUAGAAACCAAUUCAGUACUUAAAGAUGAACUACAGAGUAGAUGUGCAGCUUUGAGCAGUAUUCAAGAAGAAUUAGCCAAAGGAGAAGAAGAGGCUCAACUUAACCAAUAUCAGGCAGCUAAAUUUCAAGGUGAGAUUCUUAAUAUGAAACAGGAAAGCAGCAAAGUUUCAAAUGAGCUGCAGGCAGGCUGGGAGCGCGUGAACGUACUCAGAGACGACAUUGAGAAAAUACUAUUAAAAAUGGAUGAAGAGCUCGGACUUUCAGCAACUAAACAAAGAACCCACCGAGCAAGAAUACCACUACGGUCUUUCUUAUUUGGUGUCAAGUUAAAGAAGCACAGGAGGUCAUCAUCGCUCUUCUCAUGCACAACUCCGACAUUUCUAGAACACGAUGGUGAACCAGGUUCACCGUCUGACUUCUCGCAUUAGAUUCGCCUAUCUUUUUUCUUUUACAUUUUCUCAUUUCUGGGGUUUGAUCCUCAUAGCUUUUCUUCAUGUUGAUCUAUCAAAAUAUUUUAGUUUCUAAUAAUUAGUUAAUGAUCCUCUCUCUUCUUAA